This is a messenger RNA of Rhagoletis zephyria (snowberry fruit fly), 449 nucleotides long. RefSeq names its product Hematopoietically expressed homeobox (gene HHEX). Lineage: Eukaryota; Metazoa; Arthropoda; Insecta; Diptera; Tephritidae. Gene Ontology annotation, biological process: regulation of transcription by RNA polymerase II; cell differentiation. The record is from RefSeq and is a predicted model, not a curated record. Gene Ontology annotation, molecular function: DNA-binding transcription factor activity, RNA polymerase II-specific; RNA polymerase II cis-regulatory region sequence-specific DNA binding.
GCUUCCCAAACGGCGCCGCUGCUGCUGCACUCUAUUGCAAUGCUGCCUAUCCCGGCUUUUAUAUGCCCAACUUCGGUGUUAAGCGGAAAGGUGGUCAAAUUCGUUUCACCUGUCAGCAGACAAAAAAUCUCGAAAAUCGUUUCGCCAGCUCAAAGUAUCUCUCACCUGAAGAACGUCGCCAUCUGGCACUGCAACUCAAACUUUCCGAUCGUCAAGUGAAAACGUGGUUUCAAAAUCGUCGCGCUAAAUGGCGACGUUCCAAUCAAAGCAAGCGUGCACCUCCCUCACACCUGUUGAGCCAAGCUUUGAGUGGCGGUGCGCCUGGUGUUGUGGAUAGCAGUGGUACCGCUGUUGCUACACCGCAUAGCUGUAGUCGAGGCAAUGGCAUCUUGUCUGAGGAGGACGAUGAUGAUAUUGAUGAUGUGGAAGAUAGCGAUGAGGAGAAGUAA